Messenger RNA from Leptopilina heterotoma, 684 nucleotides. RefSeq lists its product as uncharacterized. Lineage: Eukaryota; Metazoa; Arthropoda; Insecta; Hymenoptera; Figitidae. The coding region runs from base 1 to 684 and encodes 227 amino acids. The record is from RefSeq and is a predicted model, not a curated record. The transcript has 2 exons.
AUGACUAAAUCAGGCGAAAAAGGAUUAUGGGUUAUUUCCGGAAGAGUCUUUUAUAAACCUGAUAUUUAUAAGCCAUUUGCAAUAGCGAUUUACUCAGGAAAUUCAAAACCUGCCAGCGUUGACGACUUUAUGAAUGAUUUUAUAGUAGAAAUUAAUAACUUAACACAUCGUGGUGUAACUAUAUCAGAAAAACGGUUUAAUGUUCGAAUUCAUUGUUUUUUGUGCGAUACUCCAGCAAGAGCUUUUUUAAAAUGUACAGAAGGUCAUACAGGAUUCUACUCCUGCGAAAGGUGUGAAGUGCGAGGAUUGAAAUUGAAUAAUGUGACUCAGUUCCCUCUUACAAAUUGUCCUGAAAGAACAGAUGAAUCUUUUAGACGCUGUUCACAACGUCGACAUCAUAAAGGUUUAUCGCCGAUUUUAAAAAUAAAACCUUCCCUCAACAUGAUUUUCAUAUUUGUUCUUGAAUUUAUGCACUUAUUUUGUGAAGGAAUGAUGAAACGACUGUUAAUGUUCUGGUUUAUUGUAGGUGGACGAAAUAACGUAGGUCAGCAGGUGAAAAAAGAAGUCUCAAGACGAAUUCGUAAAUUAAAUGGUCUUUUGCGCAGUGCGAACCGUCCAUUAGCACAAAUUUGCAGAAGACUACACGAAUUAGACAAAAUAGAUCCACCGAAUCCACGCAAAUAA